GCUCAGAAGCUCUUGAUAUUUACAGAGAGAGAGAGAGAGAGAGAGAGAGGAGAAGAAGAAGAAGUAGAAGAAGAAGAAGAAGCAUGUCAGGAGGAGGUGGUCAGAUCACACAAGACUGGGAGCCGGUGGUGAUCCGCAAGAAGGCUCCGACCGCCGCCGCCCGCAAGGAUGAGAAAGCCGUCAACGCCGCUCGUCGCGCCGGUGCCGAGAUCGAAACCAUCAAAAAAUCAAAUGCGGCCUCAAACAAAGCUGCCUCUAGCAGCACUUCUUUGAAUACUAGAAAGCUUGAUGAAGAAACAGAGAAUCUUACGCAUGAUAGGGUGCCAACUGAACUGAAGAAAGCCAUCAUGCAAGCUCGGAUGGAUAAGAAACUCACUCAGUCCCAACUUGCACAAAUGAUCAAUGAGAAGCCGCAAGUGAUACAAGAAUACGAAUCAGGAAAAGCUAUUCCCAAUCAGCAGAUAAUCUCAAAACUGGAGAGGGCUCUUGGUGCGAAGCUGCGUGGAAAGAAGUAAAACAGGGAAGACGACUUUUAGCACGGUCAUUGAGUGCCUCUUUUGAGUCUAUGUUGUGGUGGUGUACAUGAACCCUUUUUUUCCCCUAUUCCGUCAUGGCUCAUUUGUAAAUAAUAAAAAAAAAAACUAUGGCUGAUGAAUUUGGCUUUCCAUGGACAUGUGAAACUUUGUUUCCUUUUGUUUUCGGAGCAUGGUGAAACUGCAACUUGAAUGCGAUGUUGUGUGGAGAUCUUCUGCACUAUUGUGAUGGUUUUUGCCUUAUCUA
Molecule: messenger RNA, 780 nt
Organism: Camellia sinensis
Lineage: Eukaryota; Viridiplantae; Streptophyta; Magnoliopsida; Ericales; Theaceae
Product: multiprotein-bridging factor 1b
Cellular component (GO): nucleus
Molecular function (GO): DNA binding
Source: RefSeq, a predicted model, not a curated record